AUGGACCAUGGCAGUCUCCGAGACGAGGCUGUUUCGCGCUCCGGCCCGUUCCUCGACCACCCGGACCACCCCGAUCACUUUGACCCCCUAGAUCGCCUCGAUUGCCUCAAUCGCCUCGACGACCGUUCCGAUCACGACCACGAUCCGCACACCUUCGCAGUGAGCCUCCUCGCCGCUGCCGCUGCCGCUACUCCCCAUGCCCCGCACCCUUCCGGCGACUGCGAAUCUGGAGAUCCCGACGAUUUUUAUCGCAGCUACCGGGGCGUGACCGAACCCUCGACCACGGACAACAACUCCGGGAAUGCCUCCCCGCCCGUAGGACACGACGCCAUGGCCCAGGCCGUCUCGAGCAGCACCCGUCAGCUGCCGCCGUCGCUGCGUUCCAACGGGAACGGGACAACCCCGAAGCACCCCGCCGUCCCGCCAUCCCAUCGCGGUGCCUUCCGAUCGAGCCAGCGUUCGGUCUCGAACCCCACUGACAGCCGAUCACCUGCAGGCGCUGCUGCGGGAGCGUCGCGGCCGUCAGGCACAGCAGAGGACCGUCGUGGCACAGCCGGCGGCACGCCGCCCAGUGUCAAGGAUCUGAAAAAGAAAUUCGAUCAGUCGCCGACUCACCAAUCCGCCUCGGGCACCCGGAAAAGCGCGUCAAGAAGUUCGACAACGCGAGACACAACUUCAAGCAGGCUUGGUGCCAGGUCACCUAGUGCUAGCGGUGGUGCAACAUCGCAUGGCCGUACAUCACGGCCAGCGAGCAGGGCACGAGACACAACGCGCGACACGAGGAGAGGUUCCGAAGCCCGCAGUUCGCCCCGAUUGAAGCCCGCUGCCGACGCCCCGCACACGGGCACCUCCGGCAACUCGUCCCAGUCGUUCGCGAGCAGGCUAUCCAGGCCUCGCGGCGCAGGGUCUCAUCCCACCAGCCCUUCCCCUUCCAAUAAAUUAUCCAAAAAGUCCAUGGCACCCCAGUCGCCCACGGCCCCGCGCCAGAAUGGGCUUCUAUUUGGCGAGAUUCUCCCCGAGCAGAGCGACUCGGUCACACCAGGCUUCGGCAUCGAACCGGCCCGGCCGAGCAGGAGAACUUCGGACUCCAACCUUGCCGAAUCGGUGCGACCACAUGUGCGCAGCUUUUCAGAUCCCGACAUCGAACCCCCGUCGCCCACCGAUUGGUACCGAGCGGCCGGGUCAGCCGGACAACAACAGCAGCAGCAGCAACAGGCGCAGCCGGAGCAGCAACCGCAACAAGAGAAACAAGAGAAGCACCUUCGACAAAAUACAGGUCAUCAAACAUCAAAGAUACCCAAAUCCCAACACGCCCGGGCCCAGAGCGACCUUGCCACCACGAAACUCACAUUAAGCCGUCCGGAUUACAGUGCAGCCAGGUACGAUGUCGGCUCACCGAUAUCGCCCAUAUCACCCACCUCGCCCACCUCACCAACCUCGCGCCUCCCACGCAUGGCCCGAAGACUGAACGGUGCCACCUCGGGGCAUGCAAGCCCGGCCUCGACACGCUCCAACUCUCCGUCCACCUUCAAUACCAAAUACUCCACAGCGAGUGGGAGAUCCUCGCGGCAACACCAUGCGCCCCCGGGUUCACGCGCGAGGACGCCUACUACCGCAUCCGUCCCGAAAACCUCGUCGGGGAGGACACCAACCUCGGCCCGCAAAGCGCCCCCAUCCAACAUCUCGACUUCGCAACAGCCAACGCAGGCGCCGAGCAGCCGGCUUAAUGCGUAUGUUUCCGUACCACCCGCAAAGCUGUCCCCCAGUCUACGGAGCUCUCGACCACGCCAGUCCGUAGCCACGGCAACGACCGCUGCCUCGAGAAUGCGAGCCGUGGAGCAGGGUGCCUCGGCUCCGAAGCAGUCACAACGGUCGGCCCAGAAGGCAGACGAGACGACUCCCCGGAGACGCAAGGUAUCCGUCGGCGCGAUAGACUUUGCCCAGCGGCGCGAGACUAUCAAGCUAGCCUACAGCAAGUCCAUACGAGAGACACAGGCUAGGGAAGUAAGGCGGGCCGCCGCAGAGAAGCGGAAGGAAGAGUUAGCUGCUGCGGCCAAGGCCAAGGUGGAAGCUGAGGCGGCCACGGCAGCGGCCAUGGAAAACGCUCGUGCAGCGGCCGCGGCCGCGGCCGCCAACGCCACAAAGGGCCCCAAAAAGGCUGAGAGUGGUAAUAAUCGGGACGGAAGUGCCCGGGAUAGCGGCAGCCAGCUCUCAGAACCGGCUUCUGACCACGAGGUGCCCAGGAUAGAGGAGCCUCGAGAGAUUGAAAGGGAUCCUCCUACUCCCUCUCAACCACCCCCCGAGGAGUUUUACAAUCCACCUGCCCCCGCUGAACCCCUUAGACUGGAGAUUCCGGGCAGUUUCCCUAACACAGAAUCGCCAUUCGACGAGCACGACGCCGCCCCAUUCUCGGCCAUUUCCAUGACGAGCGCGAUUACCGAAUUUGACACCGAAAUUCAAACCGAACCCCCCAGGCCGGAGAAUCCACAACCCACUACUGACCGCUCACCUUCGGUUGUGGCUUGGCCGAACCCGGUGGAAGUCAACGACCCUCAGCCCGAAGCGGUCGAAGACCCUCCUGUCCAAGUCGCAACACCAGUACUCCGCCAACGAACAUCGUACCAAUCCCCCUUCUCCGAUGAAGCCGACGACAGCGUUUCCAUACAAAUAUCGCUCGAUACAUCUUCAGUGCCCCACCAGCAACCAUCGUCUGAGUAUGAGCUUACGCCUACACGCGCCACAUUUGAGCCCGAUACGCAACCCGCGACCGCCCCGGCCCCGGCCCCUACAACAGAGGACGAUGAGUAUGUGCCCCAGCCGUACACAUUUUCCGAUAAGUAUGAGACCACGGUAACGAUUCUGGGCCCUGAACCCGAUUUCAGGCCGUUGUCGCACCAGGAGCCGCCUCGUGCCACUGUGCCGCAGAGCCACGUGCCUCAAUCAAUUGAGCCGUCACAUGCCAGCAUCCCGGAGAUGGCUGCAUCUGGGACCCCGCAACCGGUUAGUACACCACGCUUUGGGGGGUCUGAUGUGGGUAGCGAGACGCUGGAUCGGCUCGAAGACUUCUACACGGGGCCACGCCUGCACGAUAACAUUGCGUUGUUGCGUGACUCGACGUUCACUCCCUCAGAUCCCAGUACACCUCUAGAUGGCACGCCACCUGCAUCAGAAUACCACAAAGCGCCGUCAGAGGCGUCACACAGUUUGGCCGUGCCUGGCCUGCUGGCCCCGGGAAACCGCACGAGCCAACACUCUGCUUGGACCGAUUUUACCUUUGCCAGCGAAGACCGCAAUGCCAGCCAACCCAACUUUGCAUCGCAGCCGCAUCAAUCUGAGACCCACCGUUAUGAAGAUGGCCACGAUGACCACCACGAUGACGAUGACGAUGCAUCAUUUAAAGUUGCACCCUCCGCCGGGGAUCUCAGUACCUGCGCAUCCAGCCAAGACGGCAUCACCCAAAGUCCAGAGUCGCUUUCAUUCGUUCAGUCGGGUGCUCCACCAUCCCCUAUGAUCCCCGAGUUACCAGCUGGCCAGCAUCAUUUCCCAGAAUUCAGCUCUGCGAACACACACUCAACACGCCUCGGAUCCGAGCCUGAAAGAAUAGCGUCGGUAACGAGACGCGAUCCCUCUCUUCCGCCUUCUUCAGAGCGUGUAUACGAACGAGAGAGCACCUUGUAUCUCGCCGAAAGCCGACCGGAGAGCCUUGCGUACAGCCAAGACGGGGGCGGCCCCUCAGGCGCCGUGUCGCCACCGCAAUCUAUUUCCCAGCUCGGCCUGGGCGAGGAGCCGUCUCAGGUUUCACUGGGCGAGACCCUCUACGAUGGCCAGACACCGCUUACCGACAAGGAGCAAGAAGAGCAAAAGAGGCUCCGGCAGAGGCAGCUGGUCAUCCGCGAGCUCAUCGACACGGAAGACGCCUUUGUUCGAGACAUGACAGUCGUGGAGGAGAUCUACAAGGGCACGGCCGAGGCGUGUCCCAACCUAGACAACAAGACCGUCAAGCUGAUCUUCAGGAACACCGACGAGAUCAUUGCUUUCCAUGCCGCGUUACUGAUCGAGUUCAAAGAGGGCGCCUCGACCGUAUACACCCCGAAAGGCAGGCGUUCCCCGCUGCCCACACCAGAUAUAAAAGACUCCGACACGGCGACUCUCAACUCGCUCUUCUCGUCGAAUCGGCCCGAGCGGAACGACGAAAAGGACCGCCUCACUUUGCUCGGCCCGGUUUUCGCCAAGAACAUCGAGCAGCUCAAGGCAGUGCACGAGGUGUAUCUCCGGUCGAGCGACAGCUCUUCGAAGCGACUGGUGCAAAUCCAGGAGGACGAGGCCGUCAUGGUCUGGCUGAGCGAGUGCAACGAGGUGGCCAAAGAGCUGACCAGCGCCUGGAACCUGGACUCGCUUCUGAUCAAGCCAAUGCAGCGCAUCACCAAAUAUCCCGAUAUCAUCACCCACCUCCUCAAGUACACCCCCGAGGACCACCCAGACCGCGAAGCGCUCACCAACGCCAGGACGGUCGUCAUCGAUGCCAUCGACGAGAUCAACAAGACCAAGAAGAACUUUGAGCUGGUGGGUCAGAUCGUCAGCAACAGAAAGCGGAAAGAGUCGGAUGUGAGAGCCGGCCUCGCGAGGGCGUUUGGGAAACGUGUCGACAAGCUGCAGGUGGCCGCCACCAAGACAGCGGAAGACGAGGACUACCAAAAGUACCAGCAGCAGUUUGGGGAUGACUACUUGCGGCUUCAGGUGGUGCUGCGUGAUGUGGAGUUCUACACGAGAAACAUUACCACUUAUGUCCAUGACUUUCUGCAACAACUGUCGUCCAUGGAGCUAGUCAUGCGUCUCCAACCGUCUCGAGACUAUGCGCAUCUGGAGAGCAAAUGGGUGCAGUUUAAUGUCUCUAUGAGAGACAUUGAGAAGAUUGCCCUGGAAAAGCAUCUAGCAGAUGUGCGGAAACACGUCAUUGAGCCGUUUGAGCAAGUCAUUCGGUGCUACGGUAACCCCUCGCUGGCCAUGAAGAAGCGGGCAAAGCGGCGUUUGGACUACGAGAAAUACAUGGCGCUCAAAGCCAACGGCAAGAAGAUAGACAAGCAACUCGCAGAGCUGGUUGAGCAGUACGAGGCGCUCAAUGACACUCUCAAGAAGGAACUGCCCAAGCUGUCCGCGAUGACCGCCAAGAUUGGGAACAUUUGCCUCGGCAAGUUCAUCAGCAUCCAGGCGACGUGGUUCUCGAUCUGGAAAGAGAAAGUCAAGGCGCCCUUAUCGGAUGUCGCGCAAGUUCCCGAGGUCUCCGAGAUCGUGUCCAGUUUCCAGCGGGAAUUUGCUCUGCAGGAAGAGCGAGCCAAAGCGCUGAGCAUCGUCAACCCCACGCUCAAAGGCAGAGCGUCCCAGUCCACCGCUGACGACUCGUCCUCCAUCCUUUCCAAGACUCGAUCGCGCCCGAGCGAUAUCUUAUCAUCACGCGGGAGGGGUCUCUCGAUCAACAGCGACCACAUUCCCUCGCUGCCGACGCCCGACUUUGCUAAGCGCAACAGCGGGCAGUUCAGCCUCUCCCCGGCCAGCAGCGCCCUGCCCAGCCCCGCAAACUACUACCGUGACUACUACUCGGGCAUCAACAACCAAGGCCGCGCCACCGGUGCCGGCUCCGGCUCCCCCGUCACCCCCGCCGAUCCACCGCCACCAUCACACAACGUAUCCCGCCCACCUCCCGUAUCCGCCAACCUACCCCCAGCUCGCCCCGCCACCGGCCGCAGUUUCGACUCGACCAGCCUGCCGCGGCAGAGCUCCGACUCGGCCACCCUGCCCCCGGCGAUGAUCAGCCAUCGCGACUCGAACUCAACCUUCAACUCAACGAGCUACCCGAGCCAGUAUACACCGGGCAGCACCGACCAGCCCGCAACGCGCCGUCUUUCUGGGUUGUUCAACUCGGCCAUGCCCAUGCCCGACGGGCCGGAGGGGAGUGCGCGGUCGUCGAGGGCGUCGUCGAGGGACAGGAGCGGGGCGGCUGCGAAUGGGUACAAUGUGCUUUGGCUGGCGGCGUCGCUGUUUGAGUUCAAUAUUGAGACGACCAAGCAUGAGGCGGGGUAUCCUUAUUUGACGUAUCAGGCGGGCGAGAUCUUUGAUGUCAUUGCUGAAAAGGGCGAGCUCUGGUUAGCCAAGAACCAGGACGAUCCGCGCGAUGUGGUCGGGUGGAUUUGGUCGAAGCAUUUUGCCAAGUUGGCGGAUUCUUAA
Molecule: messenger RNA, 6222 nt
Organism: Dichotomopilus funicola
Lineage: Eukaryota; Fungi; Ascomycota; Sordariomycetes; Sordariales; Chaetomiaceae
Exons: 4
Coding region: 1-6222 (2073 amino acids)
Biological process (GO): regulation of division septum assembly; regulation of actomyosin contractile ring contraction
Cellular component (GO): cytoplasm
Molecular function (GO): guanyl-nucleotide exchange factor activity
Source: RefSeq, a predicted model, not a curated record